GGCUGUCUGCUGUUAAUCGAUAUUCAAUCAAUAUAUUAAAUAAUCAGUCAUUGUUCAAAAACAAAUCAUCUUCUUCUUCUUUUUCUUCUUUUUUUUCUUUUUUUUUCUUUCUCCACCACAUCACCGUUCACCUGGUCAACUCAACUCAGCUUCUUGAAUCCACAACCUCUUCCCCGUUCUCUGUUCUCCGAUGGAAGCCAGAUUGGGGUUUGUGGUGGUUCCCCUUGUGCUAUUUUGUCUUGUGUUGGCAGCAGAAUCGGCGUGCAGGCAGGGUUGCUCUCUGGCGCUGGGCUCCUACUACAUGUGGUCGGGCUCCAACCUCACCUACAUCUCCGAGGUCAUGUCCUCUCCCCUUCUCACCACUCCCGACGACAUAGUCCUCUACAACAAGGACACCAUCCCCAACAAGGACAGCGUUCAGGCCUUCAUAAGGGUCAACGUCCCCUUCCCUUGCGACUGCAUCGACGGUCAGUUUCUCGCCCACACUUUCCAGUACGAUGUUCAAACGCAGGACACCUACGAGUAUGUCGCCAGGACCGUCUUCUCCAACCUCACCGAUGUUACCUGGCUCAGGAGGUUUAACUCCUAUGAACCGAAUAACAUUCCCGACACCGGCACGCUCAACGUCACGGUGAAUUGCUCUUGUGGGAACACCGAUGUUGCCGAUUAUGGCUUGUUCAUCACGUACCCUCUCAGAACCGGGGAGACUCUCGGUUCGGUGGCUGCUGAUGUCAGCCUUGACUCGGGGUUGCUGCAGAGGUACAACCCUGACGUCAAUUUCAACCAGGGGAGUGGACUCGUUUAUAUUCCCGGAAAAGAUCAAAAUGGUAGCUAUGUGUUUUUGCCGUCCAGUUCAGGAGCAGGUCUUGCUGGUGGGGCUAUUGCUGGAAUCGCUGUUGGAGUUGUGGCAGUUCUUCUGGUAUUAGGAGUUGUUAUAUAUUUUAGAAUAUUCAGGAUGAAGAUACAGAAGGAAGAACUUUCACGAGAUUCUAGUGCACUAUUUGCUCAAGAUGGGAAGGAUGAAGCUUCUCGUAGUAGUGCGCAUGAAACUUUAGGACCUGGUGGUCCUGCCGCCAUCACAGGCAUAAAAGUGGACAAAUCGGUGGAAUUCACAUAUGAGGAACUGGCAACUGCCACAGAUAACUUUAGUUUGGCAAAUAAAAUUGGUCAAGGAGGUUUUGGGUCAGUCUAUUAUGCGGAGCUGAGGGGAGAGAAAGCUGCAAUCAAGAAGAUGGAUAUGCAAGCAUCAAAAGAAUUUCUUGCUGAAUUGAAAGUCUUGACACGUGUUCAUCAUUUAAACCUGGUGCGGCUGAUUGGGUAUAGCAUCGAGGGCUCUCUUUUCCUUGUCUAUGAAUACAUUGAAAAUGGAAACCUAAGUCAACAUCUGCGUGGUUCAGGUAGUAGAGAACCACUGCCAUGGGCUACACGUGUGCAGAUUGCUUUGGAUUCUGCCAGAGGUCUUGAAUAUAUUCACGAGCAUACAGUGCCUGUAUAUAUUCAUCGUGACAUAAAGUCAGCAAAUAUAUUAAUAGACAAAAACUUCCGGGGCAAGGUUGCUGAUUUUGGAUUAACCAAACUUACAGAAGUUGGAAGUUCAUCACUUCCUACUGGUCGUCUUGUUGGAACAUUUGGAUACAUGCCACCAGAGUAUGCUCAAUAUGGGGAUGUUUCUCCCAAAGUAGACGUGUAUGCUUUUGGAGUUGUUCUUUAUGAACUCAUUUCGGCUAAGGAAGCAAUUGUCAAGACAAACGACUCUGUUACUGACUCAAAAGGCCUAGUAGCUCUGUUUGAUGGAGUUCUUGGUCAGCCGGAUCCCACUGAAGAUCUCUGCAAACUAGUUGAUCCAAGGCUUGGGGAUAACUACCCAAUUGACUCUGUCCGCAAGAUGGCACAGCUAGCCAAAGCAUGUACACAAGACAAUCCCCAACUACGUCCAAGUAUGAGAUCCAUUGUGGUUGCGCUGAUGACACUUUCUUCAACUACAGACGAGUGGGAUGUUGGUUCCUUCUAUGAAAAUCAAAAUCUUGUGAAUCUAAUGUCAGGAAGAUAGGAUGAUAGAGAUCAAUUGUUUUGUAUUUACAAUUACACGUUUUGGACUAAUUUUAGGCAACACAAUUGUUGAAGCAUGUGAUGUGUGUAAAAUGGAUGUAGCAUUCAGGAAUUUGUACUUGGAUUCACUAGAAAGGGAUAGAGUUUAACAUUUAUCCUCGUAAAUUUGUAAAAUAAAUUAUAUUUGAGGCAUAUUUGAUUGGCAAAGGUUCAUGGGUGUUACUGUCGCAAA
Molecule: messenger RNA, 2281 nt
Organism: Vigna unguiculata (cowpea)
Lineage: Eukaryota; Viridiplantae; Streptophyta; Magnoliopsida; Fabales; Fabaceae
Product: lysM domain receptor-like kinase 3
Biological process (GO): innate immune response; protein phosphorylation
Molecular function (GO): transmembrane receptor protein kinase activity; ATP binding
Source: RefSeq, a predicted model, not a curated record